AUGGCCAAGAACAAAAACAGAGACAGCUGGGGGUCCCUCAGCGACAAAAACGUGUACGACUGGAGCUCGGAGGAGGAGGAGCCUGACGGGAGGGCGCGGCCCGUCCAGGUGCUGGUCGUCAAGGACGACCACACCUUCGAGCUGGACGAGGCCGCCCUGAGUCGCAUCCUGCUGGCGGAGGAGGUGAGGGACCGGGACGUGGUGGCGGUGUCCGUGGCCGGAGCCUUCCAAGGGAAGUCCUUCCUCAUGGACUUCAUGCUGCGCUACAUGUACAAACAGGCUGCGGUGGAUUGGCUGGGCGAGGCGGAGGAACCCCUCACUGGAUUCACCUGGCGGGGGGGGUCGGAGCGGGAGACCACCGGCAUCCAGAUCUGGAGCGAGGUGUUCCUGGUGGACAAGCCGGACGGACACAAGGUGGCGGUGUUGCUGAUGGACACCCAGGGAACCUUCGAUAGCCAGUCCACCCUGAGGGACUCCGCUACGGUGUUCGCUCUCAGCACCAUGAUCAGCUCCAUGCAGGUUUAUAAUAUCUCUCAGAACGUCCAGGAGGAUGAUCUUCAGCAUCUACAGCUUUUCACAGAGUACGGCCGCCUGGCCAUGGAGGAGACCUGCCUGAAGCCGUUCCAGUCGCUGAGAUUCCUGGUGCGGGACUGGAGCUUCCCCUACGAGUUCCCCUACGGACAGGAAGGAGGGAUGACCUUCCUGGAGAAGAGGCUCAAGAUCUCAGAGAACCAGCACGAGGAGCUGCAGAACGUGAGGAAGCACAUCCACUCCUGCUUCACCAACAUCUCCUGCUACCUGAUGCCCCAUCCCGGCCUCAAGGUGGCCACCAACCCCAACUUCGACGGCCGGAUCAAAGAGAUCGACAAGGACUUCAUCGAUAACCUGGAGGUGCUGGUCCCCUGGCUGCUGAGCCCGGCCAACCUGGACGUGAAGGAGAUCAACGGCAGCAGGAUCACCUGCCGAGGCCUGCUGGAGUAUUUCAAGGCCUACAUCAAGAUCUACCAGGGGGAGGAGCUACCCCACCCCAAGUCCAUGCUGCAGGCCACCGCCGAGGCGAACAACCUAGCAGCCGUCGCUGCCGCAAAGGACCUCUACAACAAGAAGAUGGAGGAGGUGUGCGGCGGCGACCGGCCCUUCCUGGCGCCCGCCGAGCUGCAGGCGCGGCACGGCGUGAUCCGCGAGGAGGCGCUGCAGGUGUUCCGCGGCGUGAAGAAGAUGGGCGGCGAGGAGUUCAGCCGCCGGUACCUGCAGCAGCUGGAGACGGAGGUGGACGAGGUGUUCGUCCAGUACAUCAAGCACAACGACUCCAAGAACAUCUUCCACGCCGCGCGCACGCCCGCCACCCUCUUCGUGGUCAUCUUCGUCAUGUACGUGGCGGCCGGCGUCACGGGCUUCGUGGGCGUGGACGUCAUCGCCAGCGUGUGCAACACGGUGCUGGGGCUGGCGCUCAUCACGCUGUGCACCUGGGCCUACAUCCGCUACUCCGGGGAGUACCGCGAGCUGGGGGCCGUCAUCGACCAGGUGGCCGGGGCCCUCUGGGACCAGGGAAGCACGAAUGAGGCGCUCUACAAGCUCUACAACGUCGCGGCGAACCACAGACACCUCUACCACCACGCCUUCCCGGGCGCCAAGGGGGCGGAGCAACAGCCCGCCGACCCCCCCCAACAGGACCGCAAGAGAGACUGA
This is a messenger RNA of Gadus chalcogrammus (walleye pollock), 1689 nucleotides long. It is a transcript of the gene atl1, whose product is annotated as atlastin GTPase 1. Gene Ontology annotation, molecular function: GTPase activity; GTP binding. Gene Ontology annotation, biological process: protein homooligomerization; endoplasmic reticulum organization. The record is from RefSeq and is a predicted model, not a curated record. Lineage: Eukaryota; Metazoa; Chordata; Actinopteri; Gadiformes; Gadidae.